AUGAGUCGUGCUUUAGUUUUAAGUAAAGGUUACUUAAGCAAGAAAUUCAAUAUAAAAUAGCCAAAUGAACUUUAUAGAGAAAUACUUAAUAAUUUUAAGUUAUUCUAGGCUGAUGAAUUAUAAAAAAUUUCAACUGACGAAUUAAUUCAUUAUAUCAUAUUUCUUGGAACACAUCCUGAACGUAGAAAUUAAGGAGAAAAAGCUAAGAAAAUUACAUUGGAAUGUCUUAAAUAAUACAAAAAAAAAAUGGCUAAGAAUACAUAUGAAAUAAAUUCAUAAAUACUUUUAUCUCUAAGCAAUGUUUUAUUGUAUGAUGAAUAAAUGGUAUAAGAAAUUAUUCAAUAAGUGGAUUAAGACAAAGAAACUCUUUCAGUCAAGGAUAUGAUUAAGUUUUAACAUUGUCUUUACAAAUUAAAUAUACAUAAUGAAAAAUUAAGUGAUUAUGUUUAUUAGAAAUUUAUCAAACAAAAAGAAUAAGUAGAUUAUUUAGAAUAUAUUCAUGAUUUACAUAUUAGAUCAAAUCUUCUCAGAAUGGGUUUUGUUAAUGAACAAGAAGUUUUAUCUUUGUUGAAAGGUUUUUAAGCAAAAUUAAAUUCAUCUUAAAAUUUUUAUUAUACUUCAAAAUCAUGCUUUUAAUAUUGUUAGCUUAUGUAUAAUUUAUAUCCAGAGAUAAUUGAGAAACCCUUUUUGAAUUUACAACCAAAUGAUAGCAAUGUUUUUGCUCCAUAAUUUAAUGAUAUGCUUAAGGAUUAUAUUAUUAGUAAACAACUUGUAGAUCGUAAACUAUUUUUUUAAUCCUUUGAAUAUUAUCUAAAUUGCUAGAAUUUGAAUAUAUUAAAAGUCAAAGAAGAUGCUAUAUUCAGAAAUUUAACUUAACUUGAAUAAAAUAUUUAAGAUUUACUUAAUAAAUUAAAUUAUAAAAAUGCUAGAGCUCAUCGAGUUUUGAUUUAUGAUGUAGAUUACUUAGUUAAUCAAGACAUCAUUUUAACAUGUAAUGAUCCUGUACAUUUUGUUGAAGAUUUCAAUGGAAAGAUUCUAACGAUAAAUCCAAAUCAUAUAAUGUAAAGCAGGUAUAUAUUUAUUAAUAAGUAGAGGCAUUUGAG
Paramecium pentaurelia is the source of this 1103-nucleotide messenger RNA. The record is from the annotation of a GenBank genome assembly. NCBI's taxonomy places the organism in Eukaryota, Ciliophora, Oligohymenophorea, Peniculida, Parameciidae.